Aspergillus homomorphus CBS 101889 is the source of this 432-nucleotide messenger RNA. RefSeq lists its product as uncharacterized. Lineage: Eukaryota; Fungi; Ascomycota; Eurotiomycetes; Eurotiales; Aspergillaceae. The record is from RefSeq and is a predicted model, not a curated record. The transcript is spliced from 2 exons. Bases 1 to 432 code for a protein of 143 amino acids.
AUGGCCGACUCUACCUUCCACACCACCACCCAGGACAUCCGCAAGGCUGAAUCUCACGCCUCCCACGCCAAGGCUGGACAGACUCCCGCUGACUCCAACGUCUCCGCCAUGAAGUCUAUCGUUGACCAGAACAACGCCGAUAAGGGCUCCAAGAUCGAGCAGACCAAGGCCAACCUGCCUCUGCCUGACCAGCCUCCCGUCGCUAGCGACUGGAACUCCUCCGAUCAGAGAACCGUCAACGUCGGCUCUGGCGGUCGGGAAGGCCCCGUCUCUGGCGAGAACAACAGUGCUCUCAGAGAACCCGCCACUGCCAGCAGCAGCGUCCGCGUCGAUGGUUCUGAAUUGCACCAGAACACACAGCCCGGCAGCAACGUUGGCCGUCAGGGCAAGGACAACCUUGAGGGUCUGCCCAAGGACGCUCUUGCCCGGUAA